AUGGCGUCUUCAAGCAUUGCGUUCGUGAUGGUGAUGGCAUUAUUCUUGGGAUCCGCGAUCGCUCAGUCUCCGUUGGCCGCGCCAACACCGUCUCAGUCGACCGCUCUUUCUCCGGUGGCUCAGCCUUCUGCUCCGGUGAAUACUCCUCCGGCGUCUGCUCCAUCUCCGGUGGCCGUUACCUCUCCUCCGUCUCCUCCCGUGGCAUCCCCUGCUCCGGCAACUGUUCCAUCGUCGAUCGCCGGAACUCCAAUUGAAGCACCCGCACCAGCGCCGAACGGCGCCGCCGUGAACAUUCUCUCCGCAGGUUCCGUCGCCGCCGGUUUGGUAGCCGUUGCUUUGUUUGCAUAG
Messenger RNA from Cornus florida, 348 nucleotides. Its product is annotated as classical arabinogalactan protein 1-like. The transcript has a single exon. The coding region runs from base 1 to 348 and encodes 115 amino acids. The record is from RefSeq and is a predicted model, not a curated record. Lineage: Eukaryota; Viridiplantae; Streptophyta; Magnoliopsida; Cornales; Cornaceae.